Messenger RNA from Brassica napus (rape), 1155 nucleotides. RefSeq names its product transcription factor SRM1-like. The coding region runs from base 121 to 1020 and encodes 299 amino acids. Gene Ontology annotation, molecular function: DNA binding. The transcript has 2 exons. Lineage: Eukaryota; Viridiplantae; Streptophyta; Magnoliopsida; Brassicales; Brassicaceae. The record is from RefSeq and is a predicted model, not a curated record.
AUUCACAUACGUUUCACAAACACCAUCAUGCCCACCACACGAUCAAAGAAGAGAGUAAGAGAGGAGAGAGAAGCAUAGAAAAGAGAGAGAGAGAGAAACAGGGAUUGAAGCAAGAAUCAAAUGGAGAGUGUAGCAGUGACAUGGAGCAGAGAAGAAGAGAAAUCAUUCGAGAACGCAAUUGCUAUACAUUGUGUAGAAGAAGAGAUAACAGAGGAACAAUGGAGCAAAAUGGCGUCAACGGUUCCAACAAAAACAUUAGAACAAGUAAAGAAACAUUACCAAAUCCUUUUAGAAGACGUGAAGGCAAUAGAGAACGGACAAGUCCCAUUACCUCGUUAUCACAGAACCGGAGACGAAGCUGCAGAAGCUUCUCCUCCGAACAGAGACUGUCAUUCCUCCGGUGGAAGCGGAUCACCGGAGAAGAAACCAAACCACGGAGUCUCCGGGACAAAUGGCGGCGGAAGAAGUAGUUCAAGACAUGAGCAGGAGAGAAGAAAAGGGAUUCCAUGGACAGAAGAAGAGCAUAGGUUGUUUCUGUUGGGUUUGGAGAAAUUUGGGAAGGGAGAUUGGAGAAGCAUCUCAAGGAACUUUGUGAUCACAAGAACACCAACUCAAGUAGCAAGUCAUGCUCAAAAAUACUUCAUCAGGCUUAACUCGAUGAACCGAGAUCGAAGACGGUCUAGCAUUCAUGACAUCACUUCUGUGAACAAUCAAGCUCCUGCGGUUACAGGACAACAACAACAAGUAGCUAAACCUAGACCAGCACAGCCGCAACCGCAUCAUCCGACAAUGGCUGGAGUAGGGAUGUAUGGCAGUGCGCCUGUGGGACAACCGAUCAUCGCACCACCUGAUCAUAUGGGUUCAGCUGUUGGAACACCUGUGAUGCUUCCACCUCCAAUGGGAGCUCAUCAUCAUCAUCAUCAUCAUCCCCAUCAUCUUGGAGUUGCUCCUUAUGCUCUACCGGCUUAUCCGGUUCCACCGAUACCGCAACAACAUCCAACACCAUCGACUAUGCACUGAGUACAAGAGUUAGUGAAAACUGACACUACAUUGUAAUGUAAACUUGUGUACAUUUAUCAAAUUGAAUAGCGGGCAAUAAUGUACAGCAGAGGAAUCUGUUUUUCUCAUUUCAGUGAUCUAUGAUCUUUUAAGGAA